Daucus carota subsp. sativus is the source of this 937-nucleotide messenger RNA. Its product is annotated as NDR1/HIN1-like protein 12. Gene Ontology annotation, biological process: defense response to other organism. NCBI's taxonomy places the organism in Eukaryota, Viridiplantae, Streptophyta, Magnoliopsida, Apiales, Apiaceae. Bases 78 to 746 code for a protein of 222 amino acids. The record is from RefSeq and is a predicted model, not a curated record. Gene Ontology annotation, cellular component: plasmodesma; plasma membrane. The transcript has a single exon.
AAGCUGGCAAGCCAAACAAAAUUGAAUAAAUAUCACCAGUUCAUCUAGUUCUGUGUGAUUAAUAUAAACAGGAGGCUAUGGCUAUGGCAGAAGAUCCUAGUGUGGGGCCUAGCAAAGGGAAAUUGAAAGGCAGCAAAGGAAAUGCUGGAAAAACAUGGCGUUCAGUAUCACAAUUUAUACUGAUCUUCCUUGUUUUGAUAGCGGUUACAGCUCUUGUACUCUGGUUAGUCUACAAUCCCCACAAGCCGAAAUUCAGCCUGGUGAACGCGGCGGUCUUCGAUCUCAACACAACUUCUCCCCCUUUCAUUUCCACCACCCUGCAGUUCACAAUUGUGGCUAGAAACCCUAACGACAGGGUUUCGGUCUACUACGAUCGCCUCAAUGCUUUCGUGUCUUACAAGAGCCAGAUGAUUACUCCCCAGAUGAUUCUGCCGCCGCUGCAUCAGUACAAGGACAGUACGGUGUCGUUUUCUCCGGUGCUCGGGGGAGUGGCCGUGCCGGUGUCGUUAGAGGUGGCCAAUGGGAUUGUCAUGGAUAUGGAAGGGUAUGGACUGGUUCAGCUCCGCCUUGUGUUGCAGGGGAGGGUGAAGUGGAAGGUGGGUCCCAUCAAGACUUCAUACUAUGAUCUCUAUGUGGCUUGUGAUAUGCUGCUUGGUUUGAAGAAAGGGAUUGUUGGUCAAGUUCCUUUGCUUGGAAUUAGUCAUGAUCGAGAUCAAGAUCAUCAUGGUUGCCAUGUUGAUGUUUGAUCAAUCUGCAUCUAUCAAUUCUGUUGGCUCGGUGCUAUUAAUCACAAGUUUUAAAUUUUAUUGAGCAAAUUAAAUGCAAAACUGCUAUCUCCUUUUUAACAUCUUUCUUUGUUUUGGCUCUAUAUAUGUAGGCCCCUUGGCUGAUGAUAUUUGGUGCAUUGUGAAAUGGCUAUCUUGUUCACUUUUUCUUA